AUGGCUGUACCUUCCAGCACAGCGGCAGAUCCACUGCUGCACCACGAUCUAUAUACAGACCUUCUGACCUUUACCUUCUGCGGUCCGACUCCCUAUAACCCGAAUCAGCCGCUAUUUAUCGAUGCCGAAGAUCCCUCGCGCUCCUUUACCGCGACACAAUUCCGACAACUAGUCCGGACUUUGAUUGCUGGUUUCAAGGCGUAUAAUGUGCGACAAGGUGAUUGUGUCUUGCUACAUCUGGGGAACAGUAUCUUGUACCCUGCCCUAUUCUUCGGUAUCAUCGGCGCCGGAGGUGUAUACAUGGGCUCGAAUCCGCGCAGCCAACAGCAAGAACUGGACCAUAUCGUUGGUCUUGCCGAACCCAAAUUGAUACUCACAACUCGUGACGCAUUGCGAACCGUUCGAGAGGUUGCCAUGGCCCGUGGAAUCCCUCAUGAACAAAUAUGCGUGGUUGAUGACCGUGCUGUCGACCAUUGCGCCCAGCUUUUCUUGUGGUACGAGCUGGGAUAUUCAGCUGGCACGGAUUUCUUCGCCAAUGCCGGCGGCGACAAUGGCCGUCAUCUCAAUUUCGCCAAUAUGCUCUGCUAUGGUGAAAGUGACUGGCUGAUGUUCACCGAUCGCAUGUCGGCACAGAAUACACCAGCAGCCAUGUUCUCGACUUCUGGGACUGGAGGUCUACCCAAGGCGGCCAUUCUGUCUCACCAUGCUAUCGUGUCCCACCACCGAUCGAUCCAGUAUGAUGUGCCUUACCCCGUCAGCCGCUUGAUGUCUCUGCCUAUGUUCCAUCUUUUUGGUGCAUUAUGGACUCAUCUCUUCCCGGUCCGCUAUGGCCACCCGCUCUUUGUCCUAUCGCGAUUCGAGAUAAAGCAAUUCUUGGCAACAGUCCAUCGAUUCCAGAUCUCCGAGACAUACCUAGUCCCGGCUAUAAUUCACACUCUCAACCGCUCCACAUUACCAAUCCCGGACUAUCUUGGGUCACUGCGCUACGUGGGCGUUGCGGGAGCUCCUAUCGACGGUCCGUCGAUGGUGCAAUUCCGAAGCCGUCUCCACCCGAUGGCUUAUGCAUGCCAGCUGUGGGGUAUGACGGAGGUUGGUGUUGCUUUCCAGACCCGCUACGGUCAACAUGGAGAUCCUGGCAGCAUUGGAACUUGUCUCAGAGGUUACGAGGUACGCCUAGUUGAUCAUGACGGCAACAUUGUACGGAGUGAUGAUCGUGCGGGCGAACUGUACGUCCGUGGUCCUGGCUUGCUCUUGGCAUACAAGGGUCGUGCGGAUGCGAAAGAGUCCCAGGGCUGGUACCGUACUGGUGAUGUGGCUUUCAUGAAGCAAGGCCAUUAUUUCAUCGUUGGUCGGACAAAAGAACUCAUCAAAGUGCGAGGAUGGCAAGUCGCUCCAGCUGAAGUUGAGGGUGUCUUGCUUCAGCAUCCUGGAAUUGCCGAUGUAGCCGUCACUGGUGUGAACCUGAAGGAUGGCAGUGGUGAAGUACCCCGUGCAUUUGUGGUGCGAUCGCGCGACCCAUCUGUGAACCGUCUGACAGCGGAAGAAAUAUACAAAUUUGCCCGUCAACAUCUGGCUAGUUACAAAUCUCUGGAUGGUGGUGUGGUAUUUGUGGAAGAGAUUCCGCGAACGGCAAGUGGUAAGAUACAGCGAUUCAAGCUCUCGCAGAUGAAUGACUACAGAGAGAUGGUCGCAUCACUUCUCCAACGCUUUGAAGGUGAAGGACCUUCGACGUUGGGUCGCGCACUGCCUUCAAGUGCGGACGUCCAGCCUGUCGGGGUAGCCUAA
Penicillium daleae is the source of this 1785-nucleotide messenger RNA. It is a transcript of the gene afeA, whose product is annotated as adenylate-forming enzyme AfeA. The transcript has 3 exons. Lineage: Eukaryota; Fungi; Ascomycota; Eurotiomycetes; Eurotiales; Aspergillaceae. The coding region runs from base 1 to 1785 and encodes 594 amino acids. Gene Ontology annotation, biological process: secondary metabolic process. The record is from RefSeq and is a predicted model, not a curated record. Gene Ontology annotation, molecular function: CoA-ligase activity.